Messenger RNA from Adelges cooleyi (spruce gall adelgid), 1359 nucleotides. RefSeq names its product cilia- and flagella-associated protein 300-like. The record is from RefSeq and is a predicted model, not a curated record. The transcript has 6 exons. The coding region runs from base 448 to 1248 and encodes 266 amino acids. Lineage: Eukaryota; Metazoa; Arthropoda; Insecta; Hemiptera; Adelgidae.
UUGGAAUUCAAUAUGUGUAAUUAAGUUACAUAGCUUAACUUUUUGUUUUCAAGUCGGGGAGACGGUUAUACAAAUAUAUACUUAAAAUAUAAAUAAAAACAUUUGCUUUUUUAACUAAAUAAAAGUAGGUAGACGUUAUCUAAUUGUCUCAUGUGACGCUGCCACUGGUCAACUAAAUCCAAAAUAUUAUUGUAGAUAAAAUGUAGUUAAAUUACAGUAAUAACUUUCCGGGAUGUCCGUUCUUUUUACAACAACCAACAACUACCUAUAUUAAAUCACUAAUAUAAAAGCAGUUCAAACUAAGGUUAGACAUAGUGUUACCAUAGUAACCGAACACCCAAAUGUUUUGUUCUUAAAUUUCAUCAAUAUACUUUGGUCUUUGUGUACAAUAGACAAAAGACUUUUUCUCUAUAAUUAUUGUAGGUACAAAACAUACAUUUUUCAACUAUGACUAGUAAAUACAGUUUUUAUCAUCUUCCGAACAAAGAAGCGACGGGAUUGAACAGCAAGGAAAUUCAGGAAUACAUUCUCAAGUGGUCAAUGAAAAAAUGUUUGAGUAUUGCUUAUUAUGCAUUCAAUCAAGAAUUCUGUGAGGAAAAUAUUGACUUAUUCAUAUUGGAUUUUUUUCAAGAUUCUAACGUUGCAAAAACAUUGCAGAUAGAUCCCGAUACUUUUCUGGAAGACAAAGUGGCAAAGGUGAAAAUAGAAGAAGUCCCGUGUACAGUUACGUCGAUGGCUUUUUUCGACAGGCUAUUGGAUUCGCAAAACAAUGUGGUCUGCAACGGUCAGGACAAAGAAGACAAUCAUUUAAUACGGCUAUGUAUGGAAGAUUACAAACAUGGAAUAUAUAUAACCAAUAAUUUGAAAAUGAUGUUGUUGGACGACGAAUGCGAAGAGUACGCAUUGUACGACCGUGAAGAACGGGCAGAGUUCAUCUUUAGGUUAUUUAAACAUUUAGUUGUCGGAGGCAUCUGGUGUCAAGACGAUACGAUCAUCGAACCGUAUUUGGACGCGACCAAAUCUAUUUACAAAGACUUACUAGCGGUUGAAAAAAUGUCAGAUUCUAAACAACCGUCAGUUGCGUCGAGAGUUUACAGAGUCGUUGCCCUUAAUUCAAACAACACAGUAAUAUUUCCCAAGGCGCACACAGAGUCUGCAGAUUAUAGUUUUGCAUACUUAACGGUAUAUCCCAAAACCCGGACGGUAGCGUUACUUGUUCACAAUGUUGGAAGUACAAUUUAUGUUUAGAACAGACAUUUGUUUGAUUGGAUACACGAAGAAAAAUUAUUAAAAUAUCAAUUAACUAUUAUAUUGACGCAUUGUUCAAAGUAGACGGUAUUACAGUUAAAUGAAAAAUUA